CACGUAGUCCACGUACAUCGGUAUGUGCGUAUGUGUGUAAGUGGGUACGUGAGGGUAGACGAGUGGGUGAGUACGUUCGCCUGCGUGCGUGAAGCUUCCGGAGACGGCCGUGGAUGGACCAGUUUAGCAUAAAAACAGCAGCCUCCGCUGAGCACUUCGAUCAAUGUCAUCGCUACGACAAGAGCCACUAGAACUACUAGAACUACAAACACUACAACCAUAACUGCGAGUAUUGGUAGUAGUGCGACUGCUGCUACUACUUCUACUACUGGUCCUAGUGCUAGGAGUUGGCCCGUUGGUUGGAACGGCGGUUUGUGCCCUCUAGUGGAACCUCAUCAACCAAUGGGUCCCACGCCACUCGAGCCUUGUCGCUCUCUCGCCCUCCGAGCACGAUCGGGAGUCGGGACUCUCUAUUCAGUCUCUGGGCAUAUCGCCAUGCUCCGACGUUUGGCACUUCUGGCCCGUUCUCUUUUCUUGAGGAACCACUACUGAGAACCAUAGAAAUACUCGAGUACCAACCACUACGACGAGAACAACCAACCAACCAACCUACCUACCUACUGACAACAGUGCAGUGGUUUUUCUUUUCUGCCUUCUUCUUGUCAUUGACGACGAGAAGAGAGACCAGACUGCAUGAGCGAAUGAAUGAACCAACACAGCAUCAGGAAGGCAAAACAAGGCAAGGCUCCAGGUUCUUCGAGAAAACACAGUUAUUGCACAAGUAGUGACCACAACCACCUGAACCGAACUCGAAGUGCCUCCCUGUCUUGUUCUCGUGCCCCUUGCUCUUGCUCCUCCUCCUGCUCCUCCUCCUUCCCCUCCUCCUCCUCCUUGUGCGUUUACAAGAAGAAUGAAAUCUAAACUCGCCAUGAUCGAAUGAGUGACUCGCCCCACGGCUGAGGGGUUUGAUUUGCAUCCGCUCUCAUGUGUCUCAUGUCUCUAGUGUGUCGGUGAAACCAUGGAGCUCAUGCUAAUCGAGCACUUCCAUAACGGAAGUAGCCUCAGUGUUCAGCAACACUACCACCAGCACCAGCAACAAAAACAACAACAACGACAACACAAUCAUCAUCAUCAUCUUCACCAUUAUUAUUACUACCGUCAUCAUUGCUAACUCAUUGGCAAGAUUCCGGAGAUUCGAGUGGCUCAUGCUGCAGUUGUGUUGGAUUCGUCUGAGGAAGAAGAUGUCGGACAUGACGACAUCCUCCUCAUCCUCUUCGUCAUCCUCCUCAUCUUCAUUAUCGUCAUCUUCGUUGUCAUAGGUGGAGGGAGCUCGUCAGAUUUGUGUUCGCUUGCUUGCUACUCCCAAUGUGGUGGCCAAUUGAUCUUGAGCAGUGUCCUAAUUAAUGGCGUGCUUGUUGGGAGAUUGCCUUUUCUGAAGGUGUCCUAGCUGUUGUUGCUGUUGUUGUCCUAGUCGUCGUCGUCGUCAUCGUCAUCGUUGUUGGUGGAGGUGAUGCCCAGUAGAGUGGGUCGUGCUGGACCUGAGAAGAUCAAGCAAAAAUGCCUCGUGGAGGUUGUGAGGUCAGAACUCAUCCUCAAUAUUACCGUCAUCCGAAGCCUUGGAAUGUAGGAUUCCAAGUUUGGGGCAUCUUCCUCAUUAAAUGCCUGUUAACUGCCAUGGCCUAUGACCAUAAAUAUGUCUCCAAAUUACUAGCCAAUCAAUCUUUAAUCGACAAUGGGGUCUCCAUGCAAAAUACGACACUGGUCAAUCUUCGCCACAAUGCCACUUUGAUGGAAGAGUUUUCCGUGCGUUGUAUCAUCAAUGUCGAGAAUUGGACAGCGUGGAAACUCAAGGAUGCCUUGUCCCACAAUCAUUGCGGUUACAUUCAUGAAGACUUCCAGGCGACUAAUGUGGAUCCAGGCUUUCGAGAAAUCAUGGUCGGGCAUAAACAGUCUGGAACGGCGACCGGAAGUUGUGGAACAGUGAGUUGGCAAAUCGAACGUCUUGAUACUCGAUUGAUUGUCAUGUGGAGCGUGCCUUUCAAUUUCAAUCUCCACGACGCCUAUUUUGCCGUGGGAAUGAUUUUUAACCGAGGACGAUUCACAUCAUCUUCGUAUUGGUUCAAUCAAAUGUAUUACUCCGAAAAGGGGCCAUACAAGAGGGGGCAGUCGGGCCAAACUAUUACCUUCGAAAACUCUGCAAUCCUGGUCCAUGGGUACAUGGAGCCCUCCACUUACCAUCCGCUCUUGAACAUAUCAGUUGUCCCUCAAGUUAGGUAUAAAUUAGCACCAACCGUUUGGCAGCGCUUAUACAGUGCCAAGAGAUCAAGUCUUUUCAUCUCGAGUAACCAUUACCGGUUAGCUUCCGCAAAGUACCUUAUCGUCUACUCUGCCAUUCUUUGCAUUUCAAUAUCGUGAACGUGGAAAAUGGCAGAACCUAGACGGACUUCCCGAGUCGCUUUGGACUCAUUGCUCAAGUAAUUUCACUCCUCACAUAGGGUGUGCUCGUAUCAUCGUCAUCAUCGAGGUGAAGAAAAUGCGCCAAAUUGCUCUUUCUGGUCAGAAAUGAAGACAAAAAAGUAAUCGAUUUUUGAAACCACCACAGCGAUAAACGUUGACAAAUAUUUCGCUUUGCCCCGAAACUUUUCUAGAUAGUUGAAGAUAGUAGCAAAAUACAUUGUGGGGCUUGAAUCCUAAGCUCUUAUCAUGCAACCAACCAAAGUUGGCUCAAGAAGAUCUUCCAGCCAUUUUGAGCCUACCCCCUACCAGCCUUAAUCUGCGAAAAAAACAACAUAUUUAAUUGUCAAUGUUUAGGCUAAUCAUGCGCAUCCAUUGCCGCCUAAUCGAGAUGAUUCGACUAACUUCCUUUACUACUCAAGUCACCCUGGACCUGACUGAUUUGUUGAACAACAACAAAUUUGUUUGCCUUAUGACUCAAUUGCUGCAGUAAAACAACGCACCCACAUUCCACAAACUGCCACGAUGCGUAUUGUAGUUCAUGAUUACUCGGUCAAUCUAAAGAUGCUAUCGAGUUGACGCAGUACCUCAAUCCGACCUGUCGAGUGCCACGAUCCUAAAAUCAGCAACUUCUUUCUCCCUCGGACUCUCUCCGAACGAAAAGUUCUCCUAGUUAUCCCUCUUUCAAACCUCAAAUGAGGCCCUCCCCCUUCCCUAGCCAACUGACACACAUGCCACACCAAAGAGACUACUACUUCUACGACUACCACUACCCCUUCGCAAUUUAGUUGUUCUGGACAAUGACAAUGCAGACACCAUCACGAAACACAACACAAACAGCGACAAGAAAUUUAAAACCUUAUUGGACUUCAUCCAAUGCCAGUACAAAACAAUUGUAGGUAGUAACGACAAGUGUCACAAUAUCUGUAACUUUUUUCAAGACCCGUGAGACCCGUCGUGAAGGGUAACGAACUUGAUAGACGGCUCCAAUUUCGACCACCUUCAACCCCCAUCUUGUGAUUAUUGACUUUAGAACCCCAACCCAUCCCGUCAUCCCUAUCAAGUGUUUCAUACAUACAUAAACUUCAAAUUUUCUUUCAUUACCAAAGACUAUCACCCUCCUUCUUCGAGCUUUCAUAGAUCCCAGAUUUAAUAUUUAAAAAUAACGAUAUUGAUUUCUAUUCCCCAAACAAACUGUCCCUCUAUUAGGGUAAAGUUCAGUGCGUAGUAAUCACCCCAAAUGGCAUAGUAAACUGAAACUGAAACCAAAUAUUCUAUUCCUAUUCCAAUAUCACAAUCAUCAUGUAUUUCAGCUUUUUAUGUGAUAUCAAUUCAAAUAUUGGUGAUCAACUUUAACAUUUCUGACUCCACAAUCUUUCCAGUAGAAAAAAUGUGGUCUCCUUUGCCAUCCGAAGAUAGCCCAUAACUGUCUUUGAAAGUGUCUAGGACGGUUGCGUUUUUCCUUCUCCUCCUUCUCCUCCUCCUCCUCCUCCUCAUUGCUAGUAUUAUUCUUAAUAUCAGUACUUGGUAAUACUAACCGUAAGACUUUUGCCACUAACUCUAGUGUACGGCAAGAAUAACAUCAACAUCAUCAUCCACCUCUACUACUUCUGCUACUGCUACUAUUGCUACUACUAGAACUAUUAGUACUACAGUCACCUCUCCUUCUCUAUUACUUCUUCUAUAACUAUUGCUCCUAUGAUCAUAACCAUGAUUCUACUAUAACCAAUUCCUAUCAUCAACUACCCGAAUAAUUGUCCUCCUGACAGUCCAUGCAGUGACAGCAAUAAAUCCAAUUUAUACGAAAUGCCGAAUUCAUUUUCUUUGUAAAGGAAUAAUUGUGAAUGGUUAGGUUUCGACGCAAGAGCAUUUUAGUCGUUUGAAUAAUUUGAACGAGCGUUUGAACCAUCGCGAACCAUGGGGAAAAUAAAUCCAGUUUUCUUUGAAAAGGCCUGGUCCAAGCUCAUCCUGAUAUCUCAAGCUAGCUAUUUUCUCAUUAUAGAAUACUGUCUCUUUGUCCUUCGUUGCUAAAGGUUCCAUCUUUGAAAAAGCCCCGUUCAAAAAUCGUCCUAAAGGUAAAGAGGGGAGGGGGGAAUAUAUUCAUCAACAAGAUUAUCAAACAUCAUCAAGAUGAAGAUUUUUACUGUGAUUUUCAUUAGAUUGACCUCACGUCAUUUGGUAUUUUUUGCUUUGACCUGGCUUUUUAUCAAAUGUAACUGAUCCACUUCGUUAACAAUUAUUGCUCAGCCUUUUCUGAUCACUUCCCUUACCACCUUAAUUCCUUAUUUUUGCCAAAGUGUCAGCCCUCUUCUGAGGUCAACGACAUAAGCUGAAAGCUUCCGUUCAUAGGAGGGAUCGCCUAACUUCAUACAUCAAUUCUUUUGCAUUAUGAUAAGAACCCUACGUGUUUUUAGUGAAUAUUACUUCUCGCUCAGUGGCGUUUACCCAUUCUAAAAUGCCUAAUGAUUUUUUUACAAGUGUGUACUGUAGUUAGAGGCAAGCAUCACCAAACGAAGGCAUUGUUGUGCAUCAAUUGUCUCGGGAAGUUGGUGUGGUGAUUGAAACAAGUUUUCCAAAUUGUCGUUUUCUAACGAUUAGCAGAUCGAGCAGGACUGUAGAAGUGUCGGGAAUGAAGAGAAAAUCUGCACCAAGCAUGAAGCUCCCAUUUGGACUGAGGGAGUUUGUUGAAUUGCCCACUACCUAUAACUACAGCUCUCGGAUAUAAUAGCCUGGCAUAGGUUCUUUCGAUCGUUCUUUCGUUCGUUCGUUCGUUGGUUCGUUCAGUAGAGCACCAUGCGAUUUUCAAGUCCCUGGCCAUCCUCAUCCUCAUGAUCCUCUCGAUCCUCUCGAUCCUCUCAAUCCGUUGGAGGAGCGGCUCACAGCUGACAACCUGAAUCGCCUCCUCCCCCUGACUCCCUGACGGCCUGACUCACUCACUGACCGACUUACCUGUCUCGUCGUUGUGGUCGCCGCACCUCCAACCGAAUCCAAGCUCCUACCAAUACUACAAUCCUACUGCAACUCCACAAGCACCUCUUUUUCUCAAGUAGUUCACUAAGAUUGCAUUCAAGACCAUAAAAGUCCCAUUGAAGGGUGUGCCUUGACACCAUGAAGAAGCUAUUACUUACAACAUUUAACGUGUAUGUCUUUCUUCAAAGCCAAAUAAUCCAAGACGUGGUGGCGGCCUCGUCCAUGUGUAGUGAAUCAGACACCAAAGAGGCCGAGAGAGCCUUCAAGAAUUGCGUGGAAUCUUCUCAAUCCAGUUUGGUGACCGCCUCAAACCGAGGCGAUCUGGAUCAAAAUGGCUUGUGCGCAGAGCUAGACAGAAUGUUCUCGUUGUGCCAGGACCAAAAACAUCAGUUGGCGUUGUGCAAAGGGCGGGAACAUGCCGAGAAGAUUCAAAAUAUUCAUGUGAGUGUCACUGCAGACAUCAUUAGAUCCAUCAAUCGGAACAUAGCACUGGAUGAGUGCCAUCUUGAAACCCUCACACUCGAAAACGGGCAUCCGAGGGAUGACCAAACAGUGGAUGGCCACAACAACAACAACAACGAUGAUGAUCACCAUGAGGACCGGAGUGGUGAUGGUACUGCAGCAUUGCCCCCAAAGGCUGAACCCUGGCCUUCUGAAUCUAAACCAAAGACCGCGUCGGAAACCAAUGGGGCAUCAUCUUCUUUUGGCACUUUGACAUUUCUGUCUCUGUUAAUGUCAGGGGCUUUUAUGUUCUGCAUUUAAGGAUCGUAUUCUCCGAGUAAUAGCAAUUGCUUUCAAUACCUUGCGCGCAAGUGAUGAAAUAGAAAUUAUGUCCGGUAGAUUUUUGUCAAACUUCUUCCCUUUCUUUGUUUUACUUUUAAACUGAGAUGUCUUACUCAUUUUCAUAAUUGUGGUUAGAUAAAAACAUGCCAUUAGCUCGUUAAUACAUAACAAUAAGACUUGAAAUGUUUAAAGGUACACAUAUCAUGAAUAGGUCUCAAAUUUCAUCCGAAUCUGACAGUUCUUUUUACAUUAUCACUGAAACCAUCUUGUGCGGCCACCUUUUUUGGGGGGACUUGUAAUGUCAACAGUAACGCAGACUGUCUUGAUUCUCUCAGCAGAUAUUGAGAACUGUGUGCCAGGCGGUUACAUACGCGUAUGUAGAAUAUAGUUCUUGUGGUUCACCAAUUUGUCUAAUUUCGACGCCCAUUGAUUACCAGUUCUAGGCCUGACCAGGCCUAAAAGUCAAGUACUUUUGGCCCUUUCCAACUCCCCCGAAAUCCACAGCCUCUCGACUUUUAGUCCCAGCUACCCCUGAAACAAGCGGCCAAUACCAGAGAGAGGGCAGCACACCUUGGAGGUCUGCACACCUAGGAGGCCUGCACACCUAGGAGGCUCGCACACCGUGGAGGCCUGCACACCUUGGGGGCCUUUCGGAGCAAGAUCCUGGAUGAUUAGUACACAUUUCUCAAUGAAUGGAAUGCUGAGCAGCUAAAGCAAACCUACGUUACUGUGGUUAUCCUUUGGCAAAAGAAAACAGAAUACUUGUUGAAAAAUGUUGAA
Molecule: messenger RNA, 6927 nt
Organism: Tigriopus californicus
Lineage: Eukaryota; Metazoa; Arthropoda; Copepoda; Harpacticoida; Harpacticidae
Product: tereporin-Ca1-like
Exons: 3
Coding region: 1498-2355 (285 amino acids)
Biological process (GO): cytolysis in another organism; monoatomic cation transport; pore complex assembly
Cellular component (GO): pore complex
Molecular function (GO): channel activity
Source: RefSeq, a predicted model, not a curated record